Peronospora matthiolae is the source of this 339-nucleotide messenger RNA. Lineage: Eukaryota; Oomycota; Peronosporomycetes; Peronosporales; Peronosporaceae. The record is from the annotation of a GenBank genome assembly.
AUGGUGGAGGGGGCUCCUAAGCGGCAAAAAACAGUCAUUCACAAGAGAGAAGUGGCAGCGCGAGUGGAGGCUAAGGCUGCGGUGACAGCUGAACUACUUGCUAUUCGUCGUUCAAAGCUGAAAGCGGCUACGAAUCAUUUCGCGACGAUUACGAAGGCUGCUGCUAUGGAUGCGGCUGCUCGUGCGGCAGCGGUUCAACAGUUUGAAGGCUCGUGUCCCGUCGCAAGGUCUGCGAGUCGUGGGGUGGCAGCUGACUCGCUGCCGACGUCGGUGCCUCAACCGGUAUCGGGUCAGCACGGAACCUUAAAAGUUGUGAAGUGGCCCCUGCUGCAGUACUAG